CCCUUUUUCUCUCUAAAAGUCUUGAAUUCUCUGUCUCUCUGCUCCAAUUCAUCCCAACCUUCCCUUUGCAUCAAUGGCGGUCACCCAUGCUGAUCUUGCCCCCAGUCCUCCCAAAACUGACCUGAGCAGCAAAACAGGCCUUGUAAUCAUGGUUUGUUCCAUAAUUCUGGGGCUCAAUUGCUUCAUCCUCUCCCUCAUUUCUGAAGCCACGCGUUCCGAGGUUUCAUGGAUGGCAAAGAAUGGUGGGGGAGAUGGGAAAUAUGAAUGCACGUAUAGUGGGAGUGGAAAGACCCCUCUAAUGAGUGCAGCCGGUGCCUUCCUCUCCCUGGCACUAGCCAUGGUGUUAGAACAUUCAUAUCUAUUGAUAGCAGUGAGCAAAUCCCCAACAGCUUCUUUAGCUUACUGGGACCCUGAUUCUGAUUUUGUCAAGUCUCUCACCUGGCAAGCUGGAUUUUUCUUUGUUGCAACAUGGAUUUCAUUUGCUGUCGGGGAGAUACUGCUGCUAAUAGGACUCAGUGUAGAAUCAGGGCAUCUAACCAAAUGGAAAACGCCAAAGCAAAGCUGUCUGGUAAUCGGACAGGGAGUGUUCUCAGCCGCCGGAGUUUUCGGUCUGCUAACAGUUUUCAUGGCUGCCGGUCUAUACAUCUCAGCUCUGCGCGGCCAGAGGUUUUUGCAAGACCAAGAAAACAUCCACCACAACGCCAUCGAGGCCUCGGUCCUCUACGCAUCGCCGCCGAGGUCGCCGCGAAGGAUAAUCCGGCCGGUUGCUGACGAGAACCCCGUUGCUAGACAGGAUAGAAAUGAGCAUAUUUCAUUGGGACAGUACACGUCGGAGCUUGAAAAGUACUUGUAUCUUGUUUGAAGGAAAGCAUGCACAAGAGGUUAUGCCAUUGCCAAGGCUCUUAGCUAGGGAUAACAUUAUCAUGUGUAAGUGUAAAUGAAAAGUUUGUACACUACUUUUGGUUUGAUUUUAAGUUUAAGACAUUGUUGAAUGUUGAUUGUAAAUUAAACUAAUGCCCCAAAUUUGUGAUUAAAAGGUUCAAAUAUAUCUGAAUUUGUAUGAAAAGUCAAUUAAACACUCAAA
This is a messenger RNA of Ipomoea triloba (trilobed morning glory), 1084 nucleotides long. RefSeq lists its product as uncharacterized. Bases 74 to 862 code for a protein of 262 amino acids. The transcript is spliced from 3 exons. The record is from RefSeq and is a predicted model, not a curated record. NCBI's taxonomy places the organism in Eukaryota, Viridiplantae, Streptophyta, Magnoliopsida, Solanales, Convolvulaceae.